AUGGCAACGCUCGGCACGGUCUUCGUCGGCAGCUGGGCCGCAAUGGGAGGAAAGAAGAGCUCGACAGCGAAGGGCCCGCAGAUUCAGGCAUCGAGCAAGGACGAGGAGAAGUUCAUACAAGAAUUCAUGAAGAACGCGGAGAAGGAGGACAAGAAGACGUCGGGCCACGCAGUGUAG
Molecule: messenger RNA, 177 nt
Organism: Coniosporium apollinis CBS 100218
Lineage: Eukaryota; Fungi; Ascomycota; Dothideomycetes
Exons: 2
Coding region: 1-177 (58 amino acids)
Biological process (GO): proton motive force-driven ATP synthesis
Source: RefSeq, a predicted model, not a curated record